Molecule: messenger RNA, 2761 nt
Organism: Pseudophryne corroboree (corroboree frog)
Lineage: Eukaryota; Metazoa; Chordata; Amphibia; Anura; Myobatrachidae
Product: oocyte zinc finger protein XlCOF22-like
Exons: 4
Coding region: 48-1769 (573 amino acids)
Biological process (GO): regulation of transcription by RNA polymerase II
Cellular component (GO): nucleus
Molecular function (GO): DNA-binding transcription factor activity, RNA polymerase II-specific
Source: RefSeq, a predicted model, not a curated record
GGAGGAGGAGUAUAUAGAGCAACACAGGGGAUCUGUACAAGGACGUGAUGAUGGAGAAUCACCGGCCCCUCACAUCACUGGAUGGGCCCAGUAACAGAGAUACCCCAGAGAGAUGUCCCCGUCCUCUGUAUUCCCAGGAUUGUACAGAGGAGAAUCACAGGAUCCCACAGGAGGAUCAGAUAGAACGUCUGUCUGAUAUUAAGGCAGAAGAUAUAGAGGAAGAAGAAGAGACGUAUGUGAAUGAUAUAAAGGCAGAAGAUACAGAGGGAGAAGAAGAGACGUAUGUGACUGAUAUAAAGGCAGAAGAUAUAGAGGGAGAAGAAGAGACGUAUGUGACUGAUAUGAAGGCAGAAGAUAUAGAGGAAGAAGCAGAGACGUAUGUGAGGGGUGAUCAGCAGUGUAAGGAGGAGGAGAUCCCUACAGAUAUCAGCACAGCAGAUGGACACACAAGCAGGAAUAUCUCAGAAGGACAUCUAAUGUUAUCCCCGGAUUGUGACAUAAAAGAUAAUGACAGUAGACAGGAUUCUCCAGGAGCUAAUCCCAUUACCCCAAUUAUACAUCCAGCUCUAUCAGCUGAUCCCCCUGAUCCUGGGAAAUGUUCUCCUGAUGACUCUGAUAUUGGUGCAUCUGUUACAGCUCUGACAGUAGAUACAGUGUUUCCGUGUUCUAUAGAUGCCAAAUGUUUUACAAAGAACACAAAGCCUAUUAACCUACACACAGGUAAGGCAGGUGGAAGGCCACUGAUAUGUUCAGAGUGUGGGAAAUGUUUUACAAAGAAAUCACAACUUGUUAUACAUCAGAGAAGUCACACAGGUGAGAAGCCAUUUCCAUGUUCUGAGUGUGCGAAAUGUUUUACAAAGAAAUCACAUCUUGUUAUACAUCAGAGAUGUCACACAGGUGAGAAGCCAUUUCCAUGUUCUGAGUGUGGGAAAUGUUUUGCACUUAAAUCACUUCUUGUUAGACAUCAGAGUAGUCACACAGGUGAGAGGCCAUUUUCUUGCUCUGAGUGCGGGAAAAGUUUUACCUGGAAAUCCAAUCUUGUUAGACAUCAGAGAGAGCACACAGGUGAGAAGCCAUUUCCAUGUUCUGAGUGUGGGAAAUGUUUUGCAUGUAAAUCAGAUCUUGUUAUACAUCACAGAAGUCACACAGGUGAGAGGCCAUUUCCAUGUUCUGAGUGUGGGAAAUGUUUUGCAUGUAAAUCAGAUCUUGUUAUACAUCACAGAAGUCACACAGGUGAGAAGCCAUUUUCUUGCUCUGAGUGUGGGAAAUGUUUUGCAUGUAAAUCAGAUCUUGUCAUACAUCACAGAAGUCACACAGGUGAGAAGCCAUUUUCUUGCUCUGAGUGCGGGAAAUGUUUUACACACAAAUCACGACUUGUUACCCAUCAGCAAAGUCACACAGGUGAGAAGGCAUUUCCAUGUUCUGAGUGUGGGAAAGGUUUUGCAGACAAAUCACAUCUUGUUAGACAUCAGAGAACUCACACAGGUGAGAAGCCAUUUUCUUGCUCUGAGUGCGGGAAAUGUUUUACACAGAAAUCAGUUCUUGUUAUACAUCACAGAAGUCACACAGGUGAGAAGGCAUUUCCAUGUUCUGAGUGUGAGAAAUGUUUUACACAGAAAUCAGAACUUAUUACACAUCAGCGAACUCACACAGGUGAGAAGCCAUUUCCAUGUUCUGAGUGUGGGAAAUGUUUUGCACACAAAUCAGCUCUUGUUAGACAUUACAGAAGUCACACAGGUGAGAAGCGAUUUCUAUACUCUGAGAAAUAAAUCAUCUCUUGUUACACACAAUAGACAUCACUCAGGUGAGGAACCAUUUUAAUCUUCUGGAGUAUACUUAUCAUUGCCAUGCAUUGUUCUUCAAGGUUCUUAUCCUAUCUCCUAUGCUUUUUGCAAUAUACAUGUUACCACCGGGUGAAAUAAUCAGAUGUCAUGCCCUCAUCUACCACUGCUAUACAGAUGACCUGUCUUUGCUCUAGGUACUGAGAACCCAGUACCAAUCCUAAAGGGUUGUCUAGCUGAGCUCCAGGUGUGGGUGAUGCCAGUUGGCUGUGAUUCAGUCCUGAUGAAGCAGGUCUUUAAGCUCACCACCAAAGGGCAGGGCUACAGUUCAGCUUUGCAAACCAACCAGACUUACGCUUGGGGGUUCAGAGUUACAAAAUGCUGAUCAUGUGUGGAAUCUUGGUGUCCUGGAUAGUGGAGUGACACUUAGACAUCAGUAUCUGCCACAAUCAGAUCCUCAUCUGAGGAACAUAGUCAGACUCCAACACUUUAUUCCCUCAGAAGAUCUACCUACAGUCAUACAUGUACUUGUAUCAUCACGCAUAGACUACUCCAAUUUCUUCUACCUGGGUCUCCUAGCAAAAGAAUUGCACCGCUUGUAGCUUGUACAGAAUGCAGCAGCCAGGCUUUUACCUAACCAGCCCGUUCCUGCCACAUAACACCCAUUCUCUGCUCCCUUCACCGGCUGCCUGUAAGAUGGUGACUCUAUUACAUAAUGGGCUAUCCCAACCCUACAUGACCAGGGUCCAUGGUACCAGAAGCAGCUUCUGCCUCGUUACUGCCCUGGUUGCUGCCAUCUGCAGAUGAAGAACUGUUACCAGCAGUACCAAGAAUCCCCAAGAAGUUCUUAGAUGUCAGAGGUGGAGACAGGGUGGUGGCACUAGUGCUGCAGCGGGGGCUGCCGGAGGCACUGUCUGUGGGUAAUAUUGUCCUCAAGCAGCACUAAGGUGUCAGAGGGGAGACAGGGCAGUGGCAGUAGU